Messenger RNA from Chrysemys picta bellii (western painted turtle), 4908 nucleotides. Its product is annotated as deubiquitinase DESI2-like. Gene Ontology annotation, biological process: protein deubiquitination. Lineage: Eukaryota; Metazoa; Chordata; Testudines; Emydidae. Gene Ontology annotation, molecular function: deubiquitinase activity. The record is from RefSeq and is a predicted model, not a curated record.
AUCUGGUUGGCUGCAAGCUGGCAGAGAGCCUGAGCGACGCCUCCAACUCCGAUGAGGUCAUCCCAGCUCCCCUUUUUGGGUACUACAGGCAAGAUCUGCGCUGCCUCAGCAUUAAGGUCAGCUCGCGGCUCCCCCGGAAAAACGGAUGCCUCUAGGAAGCCCCCUGCCGCCCAUCCCCCCAGCCCAGACCCCGCGAUUCCCUUAAAGCGAAAGGAAGAGCAGGAGGGGAUUGACCGCAAUGGAUGUUCCCGUUUGCUCGGAUUUGAACGCUGUUUGCGAGUCGGUUGCAAGAAAUUGCGGAGCUGCCAGUGCCCGGCGCCUGCCUAACUAGCGCCGGGGAGGAGGCAACUCCCGAGCUCGCCGCUGUCAGCAGCGACACUGCUCGCUCAGCCCGCUCCCCAAUUCGGAUUCCCCCAUCCGCGGGCGGGGAUGCAGCGGCCCCGCAGAGAGCGGCGCGGGCUCCAUCGGCUCCCAGUCCCCGGAGACUGGCUGCUGCGGGACAAGCGGAUCCCGAAGUAGGGUUCGCAGCUCACCCCACGCUCCGAGUGACGGGAAGAGCAAAGGUUUCCCGCGCUGGGCGCGCUCCAGCCCGCCCUUCAGCACUCGGGCAGCUCCCUGCACGCCGGGCCGGGGACAAACUCCUACGGAUGCGCUGGCCGAGUAACUCCGGGGCUCGCUGAGAGCCCAGUGGCUGGUCUGGCCUGCGGCGCGUCCCUCUCCCCACCCGGCAGCCAGGCCGGAGCCGGAGUCCCGCCGCAGCUCCCUGUUGCGACUUCCGAUGCCCUUUCGGCUCCGCAGGGUUCCCCGCCCGCGGCCCGAGAAGAGACCCGGAGAGAAACUUCAGCACCCGGACAGCUCCCAUCGAGACGCGGGGACAGCAGCACCGCCCCGCGGGUGUGUCAAGCCAAGCCCGGCCCCGGUGGGAGCGGUGACCCCGGGAGGAUGAGGGCAGCGAUCUGGACCUGAUUCUACCCGCGCCAGCGCAGCGAUGGGGAGCUGACCUUCCUCCCCCGGCUGUGCUGCUACCUAUUCGGCUGCUCCAUUUGAAUGCCUACUUUGCCUGGGAGUCUUCCCCUCUUUCACUAAUUCAACCCCCCCCCCCUUUGCAUAUUUUCUGGAGACGGGGGGGCUGAUAUCUUUGCAGAGAGCCUGCUCUGGCUGUCCUUUGGUUUGGCAGUUACAAGGCUGGAGGGUGCCUGGGUAGUGUAUUGUACCAAUGCAGCAACCCCGAUGAGCAGCAGCGUUAGAAAGAAACCCAGGAUUGACUCUGCUGGUGGGGGGUGAAAAAACACCCCCACAACUUUGGCACCCGGAAAAGCGUGUGUCCCCCUACCCCACCCCAGCCAAGCUUCUUUCUUCGGCGACCAUAGAAAGACAUUUCCCAUCCUAUGUAGCUGAGGGUAAAAGCGUACCCUGGGGGCCGCGCCACAUCUGGCAGGGAUUUGGGGGUUUAAAUCCAGUGUCCGCCGCAAUCAACAAUGGCAAAUGAACCGGUGAUUCUGAAUGUUUAUGAUAUGUACUGGAUAAAUGAAUACACCUCUACCUUGGGGAUUGGGGUCUUCCACUCCGGCAUCGAGAUCUACGGCAGAGAAUUUGCCUAUGGAGGGCAUCCUUAUCCUUUCAGUGGGAUUUUCGAGAUCACACCUGGCAGUGCGGUAGAGCUUGGCGAGACCUUUAAGUUCAAAGAGUCCGUUGCCUUGGGCACCACUGAUUUCACAGAAGAGGAUGUGGAUAAGAUUAUUGAGGAGCUGGGCAAGGAGUACAAGGGCAAUGCAUACCAUCUUAUGCACAAGAACUGCAAUCACUUCUCCACCGCUCUAGCAGAGAUCCUGUGUGGGAAGGAGAUCCCCCGUUGGGUGAAUCGCCUAGCUUACUUCAGCUCGUGCAUCCCUUUUCUCCAAAGUUGCCUCCCCAAGGAGUGGCUGACCCCAGCAGCCUUGCAGAGCCACAUCAACCUCGGCCUCCACAAGGAAGAGCAGGAAGACACGACAGAUGAGGAGUCCCCAUCCACUUCUGCGGCUGCCUCAGCCUCAGGCACCUCGCGAACCUUUCUGUCAAGACUGCCCCCCUGGACGUACCAAAUGAAGGAAGCAGAACCUCAGCUUGACUUUUGCAUCUCUAAGACCAGCAACAAGCUCCUACCAAUCUUCUUUUUUGUAAUUACCAGGUUUCUAAAUCAUUCGAAGGACAAGUGAAAGGUACUGCUGUUCUACGACCACCAGUUUUCUGUGUUAGAAUUUAAGAGAUCAGAGGACUGCCUUCCCCCCAACAAUACCAAAUUUACCUAGAAAACAAAUGUGUAAUGGUGAUUUUUAUUUGGUUACAACAGGGGGUGGGGGCUAAUGCUUGGGGGUAGCUACUAAGUAGAUGCAGGGGUGUUCUCUGGUGGAUUGGUUCUCUUACUUCCCCUACCCAAGUCACCAGUUUCACAUCCCUGGUUUGCUGUUUCCCUUCCUUUUCAGUGGGGUGUUAAAUCUGUCUUCUGGCUGACUAGCCAGCUGCCUCUGGCAACCUGUGUUUUGGGGAGGGACUUUUGGAGUGAGAGGGUGGUGAGAGGGAAUCCCUUGGGCAAAUUGCUAUUUCCUGCAGUCUUUCUUCCCAGAACCACAGAACCCAACAUAUGGGUCCCUUGGCAGCCAUCUACCCAGUCUAAAUUUAAAGCCAAGCCAGGAAGGCGAAAACUAUCUAGACAGAGAAUAAACCAGAAGAAUUGACAUUUGUUCCCCUGCCUCAGAGGCUGUUUUGGGAUGGAGAGGGCAGCUUGGAAUCCUGUCAGGAAGCAGAGGAUGCUGCACCAUGUACAUCCCCAUGGCAUCUUCUGUUACAUAACAAUCUCUUUAUUUCAGUCAUUUGGGAUAGAAAAGGGGCAAGGCUGGUUGACCAACCAGCCCAGCAUUAAGAACAGGAGUACUUGUGGCACUUUAGAGACUAACAAAUUUAUCUAAGCAUAAGCUUUAGAUGUAUUAUGCCCAUGAUGAUGGUUUCUGUGGUGGAGGGAAGGUGGAGAAGGGAGCAGGUACGCCAAUUCCAUUAUUCAAUCACCUAACCAGGAAUUAAGUUCAGCGGCUACACCAGCAUGGAAAAGGAAAAUCUAGGUCCCUCUUCCCCCACCAGCUAUGCAGAAGAGGAAGACAAAAGAGUCUAAGGAUUCAUGUGUAAUGUAUUGACUUAGGGCCUGAUUCUUGGAAGUGCUGCGCACCAGCAGCUCCAGCUGAAGGCAGGAGGAGCUCUGGGUGCUCAGUGCCUGUGAAAAUCAGGCUGUUAAUGUGGAUAAUCCUGUCUCCUGCUGGUGGUCAGCCACAGUGAGAAUAACAGCAUGCUAAUUACAACCAGCUACGCAAGCUACUCCAUUAGCUCAAGUUUAUAGAAAUUGUGGGCUUGAUAUUGAAAGUCCUGGGUUUGAUCCCCACUGAUAUGCCUAAUGUCUGUACAUACGUGGCCUCAGUUUGUUACGUGUAUGUAUCUAUAUGCCCAGAUCGAUUAAGGAAUAAUGAGAACCCUGUGAAGAGGUUGGGACAACUGCUGCAUUCUUGGCAAGGUAGCAGACUCUAAGGGCUUUUGAUGGCCAGAAAUUCAAUCCUUACGGUAUGGUCUAACCUCAUCCCCCUACAAUGAUGCACAUGUGUACAAUGAAACCUUUACAACAUGCUUCUAAUGUUUCAUAAUCUCUACAAUGAAUAUUAAAAAGCUGUAGUUCCUAGUAUCCCUGCCCAAAUCCAAAGUCACAUUCUCUGUUAACCUUGACUACCCCGGCUGGUACCCACAAUCAGUACCGCGUUGUCAAUUAUUCCACUGCUCUUGGCAUAGCUACCCAGAACCAGCACCACACUCUAUUAUCCUGGGUUCCUGGUGUAGUUGCAUAGAGCCAGCAUCACAUUCUCUAUUACCCUGGUUUGUUCCGCGAUGAUUUACUAGGAUCAGCAUCAUAUUCUCCAUUCAGGGCCGGCUCCAGGCACCAGCGCAGGAAACAGGUGCUUGGGGCGGCCAAUGGGAAAGAACGAAGCGGCGUGGUAGAGCUGCUGCCGAAGUGCCGCCGAUCGCGGCUUUUUUUUUUUUUCCCCUUUGCUGCUCGGGGCAGCAAAAAAGCUGGAGCCGGCCCUGUCUCCAUUAUUCUGAAGUUGCCAGAGCUGCUGCCGCCCAGACACAACAUUACACAAUACAGUACUGCACAGUCAGUUGCCCUGCAGUGACUCAUGUUACUGCCUAAACCAGCCAUGCAAUCUCCAUUUUUUUGAAGUUCCCAGGGUCGCUGCCAAAACCAGCAUUGUGACCGCAGGUAUGUGCAGUGACUGGAAGGAACUGAGUGGAGAUCUCCCGGAGCUUUCAUUUGGUGAGGGAACAUUGCAGUCAGAUUAAGAGGUAAUAGCAAAUAGUCCCUGAUCAACUGCCAUCCAUCCAUCACCCCAACCUGCCAUCUUGCAUCUGAUCUCCUAUGAAGCAUCACAUUGGAAGUCCCAGAUGGAAUCAGGGCUCCAGUGACAUACCUUUCCUAAGGAAAAUGCUUUCUCAAAAUAUUUUACUAAACCACAUACAUAACUAGCUUUAUUUUAAUCCAGGCAAGCUGCAUUCUUCCUCCAUUCAAGCCUUUGGGGAGAGGAGACAUUCUUGAGGUUGCAGGACACUCCUUUGGUGCAAGCUGUUAGCACUAUAAAAAGAUAAUUUUUUUUUUUGCAAUGGGGACAAGGCGGUGAAAGAGAAUCAAACCAUCAAUGUGGCUAAUUCAUAGUUCAGAAUGUGUUCUAGUCCUCAAAACUGCUGCUUACCUCCCCGCCCUGGCCAAGCUACCUGACCAACGGUGACCAGAAUAAAGAAAAGCGACACUGUGGAAAUAAAAAGUAUAAUAACAAUAUUGUUACCUGUGUAAUUAACCACAUUUUUAAUGAUUAAAAUGGAGUUUUUAAAAUCUAA